This is a messenger RNA of Tetranychus urticae (two-spotted spider mite), 1547 nucleotides long. RefSeq names its product diuretic hormone class 2 (gene Dh31). Lineage: Eukaryota; Metazoa; Arthropoda; Arachnida; Trombidiformes; Tetranychidae. Gene Ontology annotation, molecular function: diuretic hormone activity; G protein-coupled receptor binding. The record is from RefSeq and is a predicted model, not a curated record. Gene Ontology annotation, biological process: body fluid secretion.
CUUAGGAAUUACAGCUUAUUUAGUUAACAGAUAAAUGUUCAAGUUUUCAGUUUACUUUCAGAGUUGCAGUCCUAACAAUCAAAUCCUAUCUUUUUUUGGCUAUUUCAACUAACCUCAAUCCCAAGCUAUAACCAAACAAACUGUGACUUCAAAUUGUAUUUGUGACUUUACCUUUGGCUGAGUUUUUGGUCUCAUUUGUUUCAAUUUUGUUCAUUUGUUUUACCCUUGGUUAACCAUUGAUACCGACUGAAAUCAUCUCAACAUCCAAAGAUCAAAGCGCAUCAAGAAUGAUCUCAACUUGCAAAUUAUCAACCAUUUGUUGGUUAAAUUUGAUCAACCUAACACUUUGCCUGUAUCUCAUUGCUUCCAUUAGUUUAGUUGGUUGUUCAUCUCUCCGUUGGUUACCAAAUUCAAAUGAUCUUACCUUUCAAUCAAACGGUGAUGAUCGAGUUUCACCUUCCAAUUACAACCUGGAAUCAAUCAGUAAGGAAUGGAUUCAAUGGAGAAAUAUGCUGAAUGAACUGGAAAAACAACGACAAUCAAAUUUGGAUUCAAUUCCAAAUGAAAAACGUGGAUUAGAUCUUGGCUUAAGACGAGGAUUAUCAGGCCAAAGAGCAGCCAAACAUCUUGUUGGAUUGGCUAAUGCUGAGUUUGCUGGUGGACCUGGAAGGAAACGUUAAAGUUAUCAAUAAUGCAAAGCUAAAGCACAAUAAAAAUUUCCAACAACAAAAACCUCCCAGAAAAGACAUUGAAAAUAGUGAAAAUGAUUUCUUCUUAAUCUUGAUAAUACAUUUUCCUCUCUGAUUCAAUCAUUUCGCAUUCUUUUCUUUUCACCCAAAAUUCCCUCCAAUUUAAUCUCAUUAAUUUAAUACAUUUACUAUUAAACCUUGAUUUAACCUCUUCUAAUCCCAUCAGCUACCAAAAAAAAAAUGAAUCAAUUCAAAAUAAUACUAAUAAUUAAUCUUAGAUUCAAGUUUGUUCAACAACAUUCAAUACCAGUUAUUUUAUCCGACAAGGAAUGCUUAAAAUCUUGAAUUGUUGGAUUCAAGAAAUAAACUAAACUCAACAAAAUUGAUCAACACAAUAAUUUAGGACAAUUAACAAAGACUGAAAUUGAAACAUCUUGUGAUCCUCUUGAUAAUAAUGGUGGAAGGUUCAGUUAACCAAUUGUCCAGCAAUUGCUAUUGAAUCUGCGAAAGAACCCAAAAAAUCAAUGUUAAUAAUGACUAUUUACACGUUAAUUUGAUCAAUUUUUAUUUCUAUAACAAAAUAAGCUAUUAAUAUAACAAAAAGAAAGGUGAAACAGUUACAUUGAAAUUGUUAAUUUGAGUUUUACCAGUUAAUUGAUAGAUGUUUCAUGUUUCACCAAAUUUAUUGAUUGUUAUUUUUUCCCUUCUCCAACCCAUUUUCAAUGUAAUUACAAUUAGCUUGAUGAUUAAACUAAAAAAAGUUGAUUCCUUUUUUUCAUACUUGAAACAAUCCCUUUUUACCCCAAUUACAAAUGAACUUGAAUGGAUAACAAAGCAAUUAAAUUAAUUUACUUUUCA